This is a messenger RNA of Colletotrichum costaricense, 1311 nucleotides long. Its product is annotated as cytidine and deoxycytidylate deaminase zinc-binding region. Gene Ontology annotation, molecular function: tRNA-specific adenosine-34 deaminase activity. Lineage: Eukaryota; Fungi; Ascomycota; Sordariomycetes; Glomerellales; Glomerellaceae. The transcript has 2 exons. The record is from RefSeq and is a predicted model, not a curated record. Bases 1 to 1311 code for a protein of 436 amino acids. Gene Ontology annotation, cellular component: nucleus; cytoplasm.
AUGCUCGCUGUCGGACGCGCCUCGCUGCCGGCUAUGGCCUCUGAUAGGCCUGACGAUCAAUCUGAGGAAAAGAUCGAGCACACUGGACCUGAUGUCAUCCAGCCCCAUGCUCUCAUCGACCACCUGCUUCCACAACAACUUGGCCGAGGAGUGCUUAUUCCUCUGAAGACGACUUUGGAAAUCCGACAAGACCACACCAUUGUUCAGGCUUUGAUCACGAGGGCUCCAUCUACGUCUACUAACAAUGUCGUCAAUCUGAUCCGCUCGAUGCUCCCUGAAGGCGUGGCUAACAACUUGCCUCACUUGCGAAGAUGUGCGAAGCCAGCGGAUAUCCCGGCUCAUCUCAAAACACAGUUCAUGAACGACUCCCCCGAAGGCCGCCAAGUCCACACGGGUAAAUCCACCUGGAUCUACAUCAUGCUUGGUGAAGAGAAAGACUUCGAUAAGCACGACUUGGUCGCAAAGCUGGGAGCCAUCGAAGGAAUGGAUGAGAGCGUCUUCCUCACCAAGAUUCCGAUUCCCAUGGUACCGCCUACUUCUCAGGUGCAGGCAGCUAUGUGGACCUCGCAGUUCUGGCCUACGGUGUAUAGAAAGAACAACCCUCUUGGACCGCACCCUAGCAUGGUGGGACGAUCAACGGAAACCAUCAAGGAUGAGACAUCUCUGUGGAUGACCUUGGCCCAUCGUGUCGCCUUCCAGGCAAAGAAGGCGGGUAUCGGUGAACCCAUGGGUGCCGUCAUCGUCCAGCGCGAAGGGGGAAAAUCCCACCUCGUAGCGGUUGCCGGAGAUGCUCGUUGGCACCAGGAGCCCAAUAGAAGCGGUACCGGCAACCCCAUGGGUCACUGCGUGCUCAGAGCUAUCAGCAUGGUGGCGCAGAAGCUUGUGCGACACGAGAGACGUGCAGCCGGCCGCUCCCACGUGCCGGCUAUCCUUGAAUACGACACUUUUCAAGAUCUUCCGCUCUUGGAAGACGAGCUUACGGUCCAUGAAGACGAGCAUCCCAACGCGGACGGCUACCUGUGCCACGGUAUGGAGAUGUACCUAACUCACGAGCCUUGCGUCCAAUGCUCGAUGGCUAUCCUUCACUCGCGGAUGGGCAAGGUCGUCUUCGCUCAACGCAUGCCACUUACUGGGGGCAUGUGCUCGGAAGAUCGAGGACAUGGCCAUCCCGAGCUGGAGAACUGCGGUGGAGGCGAGGGUCUUGGCCUCUUCUGGAGACGUGAGCUGAACUGGAGCUUGUUGGCGUGGGAGUGGGAAUCGAGCGACUGCGUGGGACCUUUGCCGCCGGUUGAUCACAGAGUCCAUGCUUAG